Messenger RNA from Mus musculus (house mouse), 3088 nucleotides. RefSeq names its product FAD-dependent oxidoreductase domain containing 1 (gene Foxred1). The record is from RefSeq and is a predicted model, not a curated record. Gene Ontology annotation, cellular component: mitochondrion; mitochondrial inner membrane. Gene Ontology annotation, biological process: mitochondrial respiratory chain complex I assembly. The transcript is spliced from 10 exons. Bases 1510 to 2427 code for a protein of 305 amino acids. NCBI's taxonomy places the organism in Eukaryota, Metazoa, Chordata, Mammalia, Rodentia, Muridae.
GGACUCCAGAGGCGAUAGCUCCCCUAUAGCGUGGAGGGGUGGAGCCUGAAGAGCACUGCCGGCUAAUCGGCGCGUUCGUGUCUAUUCCCCGUGGCGCGGACCGAUGACAGGAAGGACAGAGUCGGCUUGAGGGGAACCCACCUCAAGCUGAAAGAAGCCGGGCUCUAAGGCCAUGUUUCGCAGAGCGCUGCGUCUUGGCUUGGGCCCGGGCCUCCCAUACCGGGGGCUACGCACACGCAAAGGAGGCUUUACUCUGGGUAAAGCUGAGGGCAGCAGUGGUUCUGGGGAGCCCAAACCCUCCAUAGAUGUGACCUUCAAGGUUCGACCCCCUGCCUCGUGCGGGCGGGACAGCGAGUUAGCUGGGGGAAGGGGUAGGCUUGCCUACUAAAGGUCAAAGAGCCGAGGCAAGUGUAUGGCUCUCAAGGAGGCACUUCCCAGUGGACAAUGCCAUAUAAAUGGAAGCUUGCUGGCGAUGAUGGAUAAGGAUAAGAAACCAUUACAAAGGUGCCCGGCUUUAGAAGGCUGUGCAGUAUGAAGUAUACUAGGGACUCGUUCCCUGGGCCUGGCAUAUCUGAGAAUGGGGUUCAGGAGGGAGAGAGAUCUGCAAGAGCUAAAUAAUACUGGGAUGCAAAGGUGUCUGACUUUAAGAAGAAGGUUGAUUCCAUCCUGCCUGGAAAGAAAUAUGAAGUGCUGUAUGACACCAGCCACCUGCCCCCAGAACAGGCGGAUGUGGUCAUCAUAGGAGGUGGGAUUCUUGGUCUGUCUGUGGCCUUUUGGCUGAAGAAGCUGGAGAGUAGAAGAGGUGCCAUUCGGGUGCUGGUGGUGGAGCAGGACCACACGGUGAGGUCAGGGAGUAAGGGCAGUCAUCUUAUUGAGGACACAGACUGUGGCAUUGAGGGCAGGGACUGUGCUUUGGACUUUGGAGCUUAAGAAAUAGUUCCAGGCUCUUCCUCCCUCAACAAAGACCCGCAGCAAUAACAUUGUUUUGUUGGGGAAGGGGAAGAGACUUUGCUACUGUUGUUUAAUCUCUUUGGAGAUGGGGUUUCAAUAUAUGGCUGAAGCUGGCCCUGAACUCAGCAUUUUCCAUUCUGUGCCUCCCAAGUGCUCCGAUUACACGUGCUCCAGAACAUUUACCCAUACUUGCUCCUUGAAAAAUGAUUCCCCUUUGCAUUUAAAUGUAUAACUGACAGCUUCCAUUGCAGGAUUCCAUUAUAUAUUACAUCAUGACAGUCUACGUCGGUUUUUCUUUUCACAGUAUUCACGGGCUUCCUCCACAGGGCCUUCUGUGGGCGGGAUUUGGCAGCAGUUUUCCGUGCCUGAGAAUGUCCAGCUCUCACUCUUUUCAAUCAACUUUCUCCGGAACAUAAAUGAGUACCUGGCUGUGGUGGAUGCUCCUCCUGUGGAACUUCAGUUCAACCCUUCCGGCUGUCUCUUGCUAGCUUCAGAAAAGGAUGCUGCCACCUUGGAAAACAAUGUGAAAAUGCAAAGGAAGGAGCCAAAGUCUGCCUGAUGUCUCCUGAGCAGCUGCAGACCAAGUUUCCCUGGAUAAACGUAGAAGGAGUAGCUCUGGCGUCUUAUGGGUUGGAGGAUGAAGGUUGGUUUGAUGCCUGGUCUUUGCUCCAGGGUCUUCGUCGAAAGGUCCAGUCAAUGGGAGUCUUUUUCUGCCAGGGAGAGGUGACACGUUUCAUCACUUCAUCUACCCCAAUGAAGACCCCAACUGGGGAACAUGUAGUCUUGAGAAGGAUCAACAAUGUCCAUGUGAAAAUGGACAAGAGCCUGGAGUAUCAACCAGUAGAAUGUGCUGUAGUGAUCAAUGCUGCAGGAGCCUGGUCUGGGAAAAUUGCAGAGCUGGCUGGUGUUGGGAAGGGACUUCCUGGCACCCUCCAGGGCACCAAGCUACCUGUGGAGCCAAGGAAAAGGUAUGUGCACUUAUGGCACUGCCCACAGGGACCAGGUCUGGAGACACCGUUGGUUGCAGACAUUAGUGGAGUCUAUUUCCGACGGGAAGGAUUGGGCAGCAACUACCUAGGUGGCUGUAGUCCUACUGAGGAGGAAGAACCAGACCCAACAAAUCUGAAUGUGGACCAUGACUUCUUCCAGAACAAAGUGUGGCCUCAUUUGGUCCAGAGGGUGCCAUCUUUUAAGACUCUGGAGCAUCUUUUGCACCUGCAGGUACAGAGUGCCUGGGCUGGUUAUUAUGACUACAAUACUUUUGACCAGAAUGGCGUGGUGGGCCCCCACCCACUAGUUGUCAACAUGUACUUUGCUACGGGCUUCAGUGGUCGUGGGCUUCAGCAUGCACCUGGCAUCGGACGCGCUGUGGCAGAAAUCAUGCUAGAGGGUCACUUUAAGACCAUCGACAUGAGCCCCUUCCUCUUUACCCGCUUUUACUUAGGAGAGAAGUUACAGGAGUACAAUAUCCUCUGAGUGUGAAAACUGUCUCUGGGCCUCACCAGCCCAGGCAUCACUCUGUCUCACGCUGGCUUUGGUCACUGUCUGAGUCUCCCCAGCACUGUGCCAGGGAUACAUCCCUUUCUUCACCAUCCCUUAAACCAGGCCUCUUCCCCGGUGUCUCUGGACAUGGAAUGAGCAUAGGCACAAAGACCCAGACCAGUGGAAAGUGAUGAAGUGGGAGCCUAGGACUGAUUGUAGCCUAGGCUGCUUCACUACCUAAACAGUUCAGCUGGCAUCCCAGGCAUGGUGCCCAGGACUGGCCUCCUUCCUGGUGCUGAUGCAGAGAAAUCUGACCAGAGCCAAGGCACAGAACAUUCUAGGAUAACCUGGCCCAAAUUUAUUGACUUGUCUAUUAACCUGUUCUUUAAUCUGGCCUUAUGUUCUUCCUACUUUUCUUCUCAUGGUAGAAGCUUUUGAAGUAUUGUGCCAUUAAAAAGGCAGCUUUGGGGGCUGGAGAGAUGGUUAAGAGCACUGACUGCUCUUCCAGAGGUGCUGAGUUCAGUUCCUAGCAACCACAUGGUGGCUCACAACCAACCAUCUGUAAUGGAAUCUGAUACCCUCUUCUACUCUGUCUGAAGACAGUGACAAUGUACUCACAUACAUAAAAUAAAUAAAUCUUAAAAAAAAAAAAAAA